GUAGUGAAGCAGAUGGUCACUAAGUUAGCUGGUGGACGUUAGCUUCUCUUCCAGCCCAAAAUUCACACUUUUUAUUCCGCUGACACAACGCGGAAGUGGUCGUAAACUUUGUUUGUUUUUAACCACGGCUAAAUAAAACCUCAGGUUGCUGUGUGACAGCGACAGUGGGUCUUUGCUGAGGAAUUUUCAGAUGUUUGGACCAGGUCUUGCUUCAAGUGUACUCGGGUGCAUGGAGCUCUUUUGACCCUGACUGUGCAAAUACAUGGACACAUCCUCCAACUCACACUGCAGCAAACAUAUUCACAGACGUAUCCAAGUUCUUUCUGCAGCCACUGGACCUCAUAGCACUUUUAUCACGCCCUCCUUCCACCUCCUCUGCUCUUCCACGCUCCUCCCCUUUACAUACCUACGGAGCUGUGCAGAGGUUUUCAGCUCUUCUUGAGUUUUUUGAACUUGAGGAGGGCAGCAGUGUGGAGUACCGCCCCUCUCCAGCUGAGCUCCUGAACCACGCUGGCUGGUCACACAUCAGCAUGAUGGCCACGAGAUUAAAUAUUCUAUUUUUUGGAGGUAUUUAUCUCACAAUCAUAGUGAUUUCUGCCUCUUCCUCCAUCAAACUCCUGCUUGCCAAGUAGCCUUCCAGGAUAUCUUCUUAUGCAGAAAAUAGUGGCAAUAAGUCAUACACGCUACUAUACGACCGCAACCUCUGAUUCAGACUGAAAUGGGAGGUGAAGCAGAGGAGAAAGAGGCUUCUGGCCUUUUAGAGAGCAGGAAACCAGUAGAAGAAGCAGAGGACAGUGAGAGUGAGAAGGAGGCGGAGGUGGAUGGCAGAGGAGUUAGGAUCCCUCUGCAUCGCUGGGUGAUGCACGGAGCCGUGAUGUUUGGACGAGAGUUUUGCUACGCCAUGGAAACGGCCCUGGUGACGCCUGUGCUGCUGCAGAUAGGUCUUCCUGAGCAGUAUUACAGUUUAACUUGGUUCCUCAGUCCCAUCCUGGGUCUCCUCUUCACGCCUCUGAUUGGCUCAGCCAGCGAUCGCUGCACUCUGAGAUGGGGCCGAAGACGACCGUUCAUUCUGGCUCUUUGUGUAGGCGUGCUGCUGGGUGUGGCGCUGUUUUUAAACGGAUCAUUAAUAGGCCUUUCCAUCGGCGACAGCCCCAACAGGCAGCCAAUAGGCAUCAUUCUUACUGUAGUGGGUGUGGUGGUGCUGGACUUCUGUGCUGACGCCUCUGAGGGACCAAUCAGGGCUUACCUACUGGAUGUUGCUGACACUGAGGAGCAGGAUAUGGCCUUGAACAUUCAUGCCUUCUCUGCAGGACUCGGUGGAGCAGUUGGAUACAUGUUGGGUGGUCUGGACUGGACCGGCUCGGCUCUGGGCCAAGCAUUCAAAUCACAGGAGCAGGUCCUCUUCCUCUUCGCAGGCAUCAUCUUCAUCAUCUCCGUCACGCUGCACAUGCUCAGUAUCCCCGAGCAACCGUUCACUCCAUCCAGUCUGCUGAAGGACACAGGAAGUGGUGAAUCCACCAGCCAGCUGUCUUUGAGUCCAGUUGACCAAACGCCACCUUUACUGGAUGUGAUCGCUGAGGAGGACGCUUCUGUUCAACUGGACAAAGAGGGAGAUCCAGAGGAAGGAGAUAUGGAUUUCCUCACUGUGGAGCGAGUGCGGAGUAAAAGCGAUUCAGUCUUGGCAAUGCCAGACGCUACGAUUAAGCUGGAUCCUGACCUCCACCCAGACACGCAGCUGUUCUUGCCAGAGAUGCACUUUCUACCAGAAACGCAGGAAGAGUUAGAGGAUGCUUUCAAGCCAUCAGACCAGAGUGUUGAAUCUUCCCCUCCUCCUGAUGGACCACCUCCUCUUAGUGAUGGGACGGUGGUCUUAAAGGGCAUAAAUCCAGAUCUUCCUGAACUUAAUCAUCAAACAAACAGUCAGCUUCAGAUCGGCUGUGGCUCAGAGGACUCACAUCUGAAACAGCAGGCCAAGUCUGCCAACGGUGCCAGUUCUCGCCUGUCGUCUUCUGACCACCCCGGUGUAAUUAAAAGUCACGUCCCCUCCAAGCUGGCGAGCCGAACCUCCAAUCCUUCAGUUUCAUCAAGACACUCACACACCUUCUACAGACAGCCCUCCUUUACGUUUUCAUAUUACGGUCGAGUGGGAUCACAGCGAUAUCGGCUGCGACAUACAGGACUUCACAGCCCUCGGCCGAUCACCGCCUCCCGCAGUCUGGAUGAUCUGAGCGGCAUCCUGCUGCGAACAGACAGACGACAGUUGCAGCUGUCGGCCAGCAGUCUGUCAUCUGAGGCCUCCAGCGUUGCAGACAGGGGGACGACUGUGAGACUUCUUUGGCUGUCCAUGCUGAAGAUGCCGCGGCAGCUCUGGAGAUUAUGUAUCUGUCACCUCCUCACAUGGUUCUCCAUCAUAGCUGAAGCUGUGUUUUACACCGAUUUCAUGGGGCAGGUCAUUUUCAACGGAGACCCCACGGCACCAACAAAUUCCACAGAGCUGCAGAAUUAUCACAAAGGAGUUCAGAUGGGCUGCUGGGGGCUGGUGGUCUACGCUGCUACUGCUGCCGUCGGUUCUGCCAUACUUCAAAAGUAUCUGGAUAAUUUCGAUCUGAGCAUUAAGGUCAUCUACAUCGUUGGAACUCUGGGAUUCUCAAUAGGAACUGCAGUCAUGGCAGUCUUUCCUAAUGUUUAUGUUGCCAUGGUGAUGAUCAGUACCAUGGGCGUCAUCUCCAUGAGCAUGUCCUACUGUCCCUAUGCAUUACUGGGACAGUACCAUGAAAUCAAAGAGUACAUUAACCACAGUCCAGAAAACACUCGCAGAGGUUUUGGUAUUGACUGUGCUAUCUUAUCGUGCCAGGUUUAUAUCAGCCAGAUUCUGGUUGCAUCGGCGCUUGGGUCUGUGGUCGAUGCAGUUGACAGCGUACGUGUCAUUCCAAUCGUGGCCUCUGGGGGCUCCUUCCUCGGCUUCCUUACCGCCUGUUUCCUCGUCAUUUAUCCGGAUGUGGAGCCCAGCAGCAGCUCAGAGCAGGACCAGGACUUGGUGGAUUUACCUGGAGAGGAGGACCGCACCGGUGAAAGGACUAGUCACCAAAGACUGGCUCUGCUGAACCUCACAGACAGGGAUAGCUUGAAGAGAACAGAGAAUCAAUCUGUUGCCUGAGAAUUAAGCAAAGACAGUAUAUAAAAAAAUGGCCACUGGUUUGUAGGCUUCUGUUCUGAAGCCUCAAGUCUGGCAAUUUGCUGUUUUUGAAACCGAUGGAUGGAUCUGAAUGAGAACUCAAGGCCUUCCCAACAUUAUCCUCUAUUUUCCUCGAAGUGGGACCAUAAUUUUCAAAAUGAACAUCAUGCUGUAUUCAAACGAUCUUGAAACUAGCGAUUGAGGCUAUAAACGCUUCGAAAAAGUGUUUACUGAGGUAACAAAUCGAGUGAGAGCUAAGCUAAAUUUCUCAUAGACUUCUAUACAAUCAGGCUUCUUUUUGCAACCAGGGGAGUCGCCCCCUGCUGGCUGAAUGCAGGUUUAAGGCACUUCAACACUGGCUUCACUUUGCAAACCUAUGGUGUGCACCUAUAAUUCAGAUACAAUCUUUCCCAUUAAUAUAAAAACAAUAGUAAGCAAAAGCCCUCAGCACAAAUGUACAAAUCUGAUGGUUUGUAACAGUUCUGAUGGCGCAAAGAGGGAAAAUAUGGCAGAAAAUUUGCGUCCUGUCGGUUUUGGGCUGUUCUGCCUGUCCUAUUACUACCUCAUCUCUAAUGUAAAUAGAUGUUUAGAUUGUUAUAUAUCUAGAAGUAAGCCAGUAAAACACAAAAAGUCACAUGACUGUGGUCAGGUUGAAGAGGAAAAUCCACGGUGCCAAAAUCUAAUAAAGGCAUCUGUUGGUAGAGGGCACAAAAGUUUAAAAAGCCUUCAUUCAGAUGGCUGCUUUUUAAUGAGACUCUAAAAACAUAAACAGCACUUAUUCAUGUUAAAAUAAAGUUGGGAUAUAAUCCAUGUGCAGCGGCACAAACUGCCUUCUUUGAGGGUUUAAUCCACCGUGUACAGAAUUCUGCUUUAGUGGAUGCAGGAUGAUCGCUAACACCUGGAAACAAACUUCCAAGUGAAAAAUGUACAAUAUGACCACUAGAUGGCUCUACACAGCACAAAAAAGUAGAAAAACUAUAAUAAUGAUAAUAAAAAGUAUAGAAUAUUUAACUAUUUACAGCAUCAGAUGCAAAAAAAAGACUGAAAUCAGUCUAUUUAGUGUAUUAGUGUAUUUUAUGUAUAAAAUGUUUCUUCCUACAAUAAUAAUUUCAGACAAUCACUGCCCUGACUACUUUUUUUAGUGCUUUCUAAACAUUCAAUCAUGAGGCUAUGUAUAUACUAUAUAGUUAUUAUAUAGAAAGUAAUUUAGUUCAAACUACUGAUGCAAACAAAGCCUUUAUUUAAACAUAAAUGGAACCACACAGAGCACUUUUCUUUCACACUGACAAUCAUUAUGCUGUAAAAGUGUUACCUCUGCAUUUCGUGUAGGCUGAAUACGUGUAAAUAUUCAUGUCAGAUUCUUAGAGGAAUGCCUUGACAUUGUAUUUUUAUAUUUAAAAUACCAGGGAAUGCCAAAAUUACCUGUAAAACCUUUUUAAUUCAGUGUAAACUGAUAGAAAACAGCUUUUAUGACACUGAAACCUGUUACAUAACAAGCUAGUGUGCAGUUAGAAGUGUACUUUUGUGAUUUUAUUCCUUGCCUGUAUGAUAUCAGGACAAUACUGAAUGCCAGAUUCUUCUUUUAUGAUACACAGUAGAACAUUUUUAACAUAAUGUAGGUAAAAACAAAAAGCCAGCACACUGUAUUUUUGGCACUAAAUUGAUUGAUUUUAUUCAAAUUCUGUCUAAAUGAAGACACAUUCUGAAUUGGAAAUGCUGUGAAAUUACACUAUAAAUGGUGGUUCUCAAAUUUUAACUGAAUAUAUUUUGGAAAUUUUCAUUUUAAAUACAUCAUGACACAUUUGUCAUAUCAAGUUUAAAAAAAACCCUCCAUGAUUAGUAAAGGGAUUUGUUUUGUGCUUUAUAUUGAUACCAGAAUGACCCAUUGCGCAUCUACUUUAUUGUGCCAUUAUUGUGAUCAUUUAUUGGCUGUAAGUCUUUGUCCCCUUGUACAGAAACAAUAAGUAAGAUCAUUAUAUCUUCUGCCAGAUUUCAGUUUACCUCAAGAUAACAAACAUGACAGCUUGCAGAGAUUCAGUUAAGAAUUAUUGCAAAAACUGAGCAGUAGAUGACUUUUUAGCUCAUGUGUUGAUGAUAUCACAAACAUAGUAAAGUUACAGACUUGAACUGAAUAGCCGAGUCUCUCCUCUGUGAAGAUUCAUCUUCAGAAGAACUUUAUCAGUUUCAUGAAAGUUCUAAAGUUGGUAUAAAUUCCCAGAACAGCCUUCAGCUCACUUAUAAGACUAGUGUAAGUGGUAGUUCCAUAUUUGUGUAGAUUUUUAGUGAUCAAGAUCAUGUAAUAGUGCUUCAGCGGAGGGAAAUUGGACUUUUUUGGGGGGUUCUUUUUUUUGGUUUGGUUCUUGGACAGACCCAGAAGUGCAUCUUAAGGAUUCUAAAAGAUAAGAAAUACUCCUUUGAGGACUGAAAUGUCCACAUUCUGGACAGAGGACACAUUUUCGAGGGUUUUAAGGGGAGUUAAGGAAGCCAUUUGUGUUAAAUUGGAACUGCCAUGUCUAAGCAGAGUAUUGACACUAUAACACCACUUACCAGGUACUUACAAUGCAGUCCUGAAAUACCUCAACAGGCCAUUUCAGAAACAUUCACAUCUAGAGACAUGUGAGCUGGGGUUUAAAAUACACAUCUGGAACUCUACAUCAGUCACUUAGAACUGAAGAAGACUCUCAGAUGAAGGUUAAACAUCUGCAAGAACCCGAAAGAGAAGUCCAGUUGCCUUCCACUGAAGCGCUUAGGAAGAAAAUAUGGAGUGUAAAUGUUGUAUGGUUGAGACUCUUCCAAAAAAAAAACCCUAUAAUGCUGCAUAAUGAAUGGUAGUUAGGACCAUUUCUAUGCAAGACCAACAUCUGAUCUAUGCAAAAUGAACCUUCUGAGCCUCCCUAAAGAGCAGUUGAACUCAGUGGAGACACUGCCAGAAAUGAAAACAGUUGAAUGAAAUGACUUUUAUGGAAUGACUUCUAUUAUCAGUGCACCAUUUACAGACUUCUUUACUCUGUUUAUGGGUAUUUGUGCAGCACCAGCAGUAUUCAUUGGGACCUUUUGCACAGUUUCAAGACUUCCACAACCUGUUUUACAAGUACUACAAAGAGAACAUUCCUUGUUUCAUGAAACUUUGCAUCUGACAUUAAAAGGAGAGUGAGAAAAUCUGCACAAAAUGAUAGAAAUAAUCACUACUUUCCCCACAUAAUGCAAAGAUUCUGCUAGUGUGACAUGACGAGUGUGUCUGCUGUUUUUCUUUCAUAGCACUUUUGACUACAGGUUUGGGUACAUUGUUUUGUUAGCAUUAAUUUAGCUUUUUCAACCAAUAUUAGGUAGUAAUCUUUUUAAUUACAUGAUGAAAAGUUGUUGUAAAUCAAAAUAAAUCAUUUUUUUUUCUAUCUUAUUGCUCUUGUUCACCUCAUUGGACAGUUUAACUUGUUUCAGAGAUGUUUCCAUCUCAUCAAGAAGCUUUUCUCUGGGAAACAUUCCCUUUUUACUGCCAAACUAUUGUGCUGGUGUAGUGAAAUAAUCUUGAUUUUUUUUCCAAAUGUUUUAAUAAUCAUAUUCUGUGUCUUGGUUUGACCUGGUGUGUGUGUGUGUUUUUUUAAAGACUUAUUUCUGGUUCUUUUUGCUGCUGUACAGAUUUUUGUAAAAUGACCACAAGGUAUUUUUGUACCAUUUAUUUGAAAAAAAAAAGAUUAAAUAAUGCACCUUUAUUUGA
Molecule: messenger RNA, 6890 nt
Organism: Amphiprion ocellaris (clown anemonefish)
Lineage: Eukaryota; Metazoa; Chordata; Actinopteri; Pomacentridae
Product: solute carrier family 45 member 4-like
Exons: 14
Coding region: 719-3157 (812 amino acids)
Biological process (GO): transmembrane transport
Cellular component (GO): membrane
Molecular function (GO): sucrose:proton symporter activity
Source: RefSeq, a predicted model, not a curated record